Molecule: messenger RNA, 432 nt
Organism: Drosophila erecta
Lineage: Eukaryota; Metazoa; Arthropoda; Insecta; Diptera; Drosophilidae
Product: coiled-coil domain-containing protein 103
Exons: 2
Coding region: 140-385 (81 amino acids)
Biological process (GO): epithelial cilium movement involved in extracellular fluid movement; inner dynein arm assembly; determination of left/right symmetry
Cellular component (GO): outer dynein arm
Source: RefSeq, a predicted model, not a curated record
GAAUGGAAUUGGUCAGCUCUACUCCUUACUCGGUUUUCUAGUUCGAUAUGAAAACACGUUGCCCAGGCAACAAAUGCCAAACAAAUUUACAUUGCAGUCGUGAAUAUCGAACAAAGGACUUUUACUUCAGAAUACCGACAUGGAUAACUGGAAGAUAACCGCGGAGGAGCUUGUUCGUCUGCGGGAAACCUGCUUGCAGUGCAUCCGCGAUGGAGAACUCUAUGAGCUGCGCAACGAUGCCAAACUUAGGGCUGUUUAUAACACCCAUAGCUACGACGAAUUCAAGAACAUAGUGGAUGCGGCCCAUCUUCGCCCAGUGACCAAGAGCGACAAGGCCAAUUUUCAGACGAAGAACCGACUAUGGAACUCGGCGGCCCGGGAUUAAUUUGUUAAUUGGGCAAUAAAGUUAUAAGACAAAGGUUAUAGUCAAAA